AAACAAUCACUAUGGUAGAUUAUCUCGUUUUCAAAUUUAUGUAUAAUAUCGAUACGUCACCAAAAUCAGCUGUUUCAUGAUGACAGUCGACUGUUGGAUCGCAACGAAAUAGUUUUCUCCUUCGAUCGAAAGAGAUAUAAUGAAUUAAUAAAACUUGUAUAUAAAAUAGUGAUAAAAUUCGAAAAUUAAGGAAUUAUGGCUACGAGAAAUUUAACAGAACCUUUUAUUUUAAUGAGAAAUAAUGCUCUCCAAAGCAAACAUAUUUAUGCCGAACAGAAUUUAUCGGAUAGGACAGCUUUAGUUAGUUCGGAUUCUAUAUCUGCAGAUAAUGUUGAACUAAGAAAUAUAAAUUUGAGCGAUUCAACACCUCCAGUAUGGGCAGAUGCAUUAGAAGAAACACAAUAUAUUCUUAGCAGAUUAAGAAUAAAAAUAGAUAGUUUAAUGGAAUUGCAUGCUAAACAAUUAACUAGACCAACUCUAGAUGAUACAUCACAGGAAGAGAGGCAAAUGGAACAAUUAUCUCGUGAAAUAGGACGUGCAUUUGCCAAUGGUUAUCGUCAAGUACAAACUAUAAAAACAGCUGCAAGACACGAAACAAAACCUGCUCAACGACAUCUCGCACUAAAUGCUGUGAUAGCGCUUUCUUCCGCCUUACAAGAUUUGGGAAUACGUUACAGAUCAGCUCAAAAUCAUUAUUUAACACAGAUUAAAUCAAGGGAAGAAAGAAGUAAUCAAUUUUUUAGCGAAGAUCAAUCUUUUUUAAACAAUAUGGCAUCUGCUUCUUGGUUAAUGGAAUCUAACGAUCCUAAAACUAAUUACUGGGAAGAAGAUGAACAACAACAAGAAUCUGUUCUCUUACAAUUAGAAGAUCCAGAAGAAAGGUUAAAAGUAGCUGUAGAAAGAGAACAACAAAUUGGAAGCAUAGUCCAAAGUAUUGCAGAUCUAAAAUAUAUAUUUAAGGAUCUGGCAAAUAUCGUGCAGGACCAAGGAACUAUUUUAGAUCGGAUUGAUUACAAUAUUGAACAGACACAAGUACAAGUAUCUGAAGGUUACAAACAAUUAAAAAAGGCUGAUUCCUAUCAAAGAGCUAAUAGAAAACUUUAUUGCAUAGUAGUUUUAGCAGCUAUUAUUAUUUUACUUUGUUUCUUAUUUCUCCUAUUAAAGACAUAAAGUACAGUGUUCACAUACGUAUGGAUCGUCAUUAGUCUUCAAUAAGUCAUUGUUAUUUAUUAAUAUGUUUUCCAAUUUAAGUGCUUUUAUGUAAGAAACAUGUAAAAAUAGUUAAAACGAUACAUAUUCAUAAAAAAAAAAUAUCCUCCAUAGAAUUGAAAGAAUAUUUUUUAACACAAUAUAUAUACACCUACAUAUAACAGUUAUUAAAAAAUAAUGAAUCACUGAGAAAUAAUGCAAACUGUGAAUAUUGAUGAUAAUGCUUACAAUGGCCUUUAAAAAAAAAAAUAUUAAUGUAUUUCACAUUACAUCUAUAUAUUUUAAUUCAAUAUAUAAAUGUCAGAAAUAUAUGAGAAUGACAAAUUUUAUAUGUAUAACAAAACUAGAAGUAAUGUUCUGGGAUUAUACUAUUUCAACCCUAUAUAUAAUUAUAUUUUUAUCUUGAACAUUUAAAUAAUUUUACUAUGUUACUGUCAUUCCAUAAAGUAUACAAUUAAAAAAUAUAAUAAAUAUUUAUUUAUUGUAUGUAUAUUGUAUGUACAUUACAUAUGUUGUACAAGUAUUCUUAUCAAAGAUGUUUAAAGAAAUAAUAUUACCAUGUAUUUGCCCAUUAUUUAAUUAUAAAAUGCAUUUUUAAUUAAUAUGUCGAUAAAUUUGAUUGCAAGUAUUUAUAUUGUAUAUUCUUAAUAGGAACUUUACUAAUAUUAAUAACGAAAGAACUCAUAUACAUUUCUGUUAUAUAUUUCACAAAGUUCACUCGAAGAAGUUCUAAAUAUUCUCAUAUAAAUGUAUGCCGAAAUAUGUAUAUAUUGUAUGUAUUUAUAGACAAAAAUGUUGAUAUUACAAUAUAUGACGAAAAAUAUUUCGUUAAAUUAUCGUAUAAAUUGUUUAUUAUUAUAAAGUAUGAAUAAAUUGACUAUUUCAUGCA
Vespula pensylvanica (western yellowjacket) is the source of this 2098-nucleotide messenger RNA. RefSeq names its product syntaxin-16 (gene Syx16). Gene Ontology annotation, biological process: vesicle fusion; vesicle-mediated transport; intracellular protein transport. The record is from RefSeq and is a predicted model, not a curated record. Bases 196 to 1170 code for a protein of 324 amino acids. The transcript is spliced from 5 exons. NCBI's taxonomy places the organism in Eukaryota, Metazoa, Arthropoda, Insecta, Hymenoptera, Vespidae. Gene Ontology annotation, molecular function: SNARE binding; SNAP receptor activity. Gene Ontology annotation, cellular component: SNARE complex; endomembrane system; membrane.